AUUCAGGACUGGUUUCAGAGCAGGCCAAAAACAUCAAUCCUUAUCCGCCAUGAUUCUGUCUCAAGGUCAAAAAUUUCAAGAUCGUACUGGCUGUGAAGGUCACUGCUGCAUAAUAUGCUCCAAUGCAUCUCACCGACUCUGUGGACAUGUCCCGUGCCAAGUAAAAACGGCCUUGAGCGACUCUUCCUGUUCAUUUCAUCAAAGGGUCUUCAAGCAAGCAAGACCAUUAUUGGGCUCUCUUCAGUUCAAUUCUUCAUCAUGUGCUCUGAAGAUCAUUGAAGAACACUCAACAGUUGGUAACGCUUCAGAGGAUAUGGCAGUUUCUGGUCUUUUGGUGCCUCUUAGCCCAUCAGCAAGUUCGCUUCUUCAGUUUGCUAGAAGUCCUCAAAGAAGAGGAAGAGCAUUAGUGGAUUCUAGUAAAAGAAAUCUGUCAAUUACUGGUGCUCUUGGGAUUGUUGAAAUGGAAUCUGUAAGGGGAUCUGGGAGGACUUUAGCUGGGUCCGCUAUGAAAGUUAUACAUUCAGAUUGUGAGCAGAUGCUGAGAAGGUAUUCUGGGUUGCUGCAGGUUUGUGCUUCGAAAGGGUUUCUUAUUGAUGGAAUGGCAGUUCAUGGGCAUGUGGUCAAGAUUGGGGUGGUCAAGAUUGGGGUAGUCCCGGAUUCUCACUUGUGGAAUUGCUUGGUCAACAUGUAUGCAAAAUGUGGGAGGCCCCAAAAUGCUCGCCAGAUACUCGAAGAAAUGCCUGACAGGGAUGUUGUGUCUUGGACUGCGCUGAUUGCGGGGUAUGUUGCACAUGGUGAUGGCAGUGAAGGUGUGUGUUUGUUCUCAGAGAUGCGAAGAGAUGGUGUUUGGCCCAAUGCGUUUGCCUUUGCUACUGGUUUGAAAGCUUGUUCGAUGUGUUUUGCAUUAGAUUUUGGGAAGCAAGUGCAUGGGGAAGUAAUUAAAGUUGGAAAAUUUUCAGAUAUAUUUGUUGGGUCUGCUCUCAUUGAUCUUUAUGCAAAAUGUGGUGAGAUGGAACUUGCAAGAAAAGUUUUCCUCCAGAUGCCUGAGUGCAACUCUGUUUCAUGGAAUGCAUUGCUAAGUGGUUAUGCUCAGAUAGGUGAAGGUGGAGAGGUUUUGAAGCUAUUCCAAACAAUGACGGAAUCGGAACCGAGGCUCAGCAAUUUCACUUUGUCCACUGUUCUCAAGGUUUGUGCAACCUCAGAAAAUGCAAGAAUAGGUAAGGCAGUUCAUUCCUUGGCAGUCAAGAUUGGGUCUGAUAACGAUUGGUUUCUAACUAGUGGUCUAGUUGAUAUGUACUCCAAGUGUGGGCUGGCAGAGGAUGCUUACAAGGUCUUUGUUAGGAUCAAAGAUCCCGAUGUCGUGGCAUGGAGCUCAAUGAUUUCUUGUUUCAAUCAUCAAGGACAAAACUACGAAGCAGCAGAGUUAUUUGGCGAUAUGGCUCGAUCUGGUGUCAGGCCAAACCAAUUUACACUGGCUAGCCUCAUUAGCAUUGCCACUGAUCUUGGUGAUUUGCAAUUUGGCAAGAGCAUCCAUGCUAGCAUAUGGAAAUUUGGAUAUGGGCUUGAUAAUUUAAUUUCCAAUGCCCUAGUGACAAUGUACAUGAAAAAUGGGUCUGUGGAAGAUGGUUAUAGGGUGUUUGAGUCUAUGACAGAGUGGGAUUUAGUUUCUUGGAAUGCACUUCUAUCAGGAUUCCAUGAUGGUAAUGCUUGUGAUCAGGGACCAACAUUAUUUAAGCAGAUGUUCAUAGAAGGUUUUAAGCCAAAUAUGUACACUUUUAUUAGCAUCCUGAGGUCUUGCACUAGCUUAUCUAAUGUAGGCUUUGGGCAGCAAGUACAUGGACACAUCAUUAAGAACAACCUCAAUGGUGAUGAUUUUGUGGGAACAGCUCUUGUUGACAUGUAUGCCAAAAGUGGGUGCUUGGAGGAUGCUCAAUUGGUUUUCAAAAAGAUGAAACAGAGAGAUCUCUUCACCUGGACAGUAAUAAUCACUGGGUGUGCACAGAAUGACCAAGGGGAGAAGGCCAUUGAGAUCUUCCGCCAAAUGCAGAGGGAAGGUGUUUGCCCCAAUGAGUUCACAUUGGCAAGCUGUUUGAGAGGUUGCUCCAGCAUAGCAGCUCUAGUUAAUGGUCGGCUGCUCCAUUCCCUGAUCAUUAAAUCUGGUCAUUCAGAUGAUAUGUUUGUUAUGAGUGCACUGGUCGAUAUGUAUGGGAAAUGUGGAUGCAUAGAGGAUGCAGAAGCUCUAUUCAGUGGUUCUGCUUCUCGGGAUACAGUCUCUUGGAACACAAUCAUUUGUGGUUAUGCACAACAUGGGCAUGUUGGGAAGGCCCUCAAAGCCUUUCAAAGUAUGUUAAAUGAAGGCAUCAGGCCUGAUGAAGUUACCUUCCUUGGUGUUCUUUCAGCUUGUAGUCAUGGUGGUUUAAUUGAAGAAGGACAACGGUACUUUUAUUCAUUGAAAAAGGUUUAUGAAAUUACUCCAACAGUCGAGCAUUAUGCUUGUAUGGUGGAUAUACUUGGUCGGGGUGGUAAACGUGAUGAGGUUGAAAGCUCUAUAGAGAAAAUGAAUCUCACAAGUAGUGCAUUGCUUUGGCAGACAGUUCUCGGGGCUUGUAAGAUGCAUGGAAAUGUAGGACUCGGGGUAAAGGCAGCAAAGAAACUCUUUGAGAUUGAACUGAAGACUGACUCGAGUUAUAUUUUAUUAUCCAACAUUUAUGAAUCCAAAAGAAGGUGGGAUGAUGUUGCGAUGAUUAGAACAUUAAUGUCUAGUCAAGGUGUGAAAAAGGAACCUAGGUGUAGCUGGGUGGAGGUUUGUGGUCAGGUUCAUGUGUUUUUGUCAAAAGAUGUUUCACAUCCGAAGGUCAAAGAGAUCUACAUGAAAUUGGAGGAAUUGCACAUAAAACUUAGUUUGGCAGGGUAUAUUCCAAACACUAAAAAUGUUCUUCAUGAUGUUGAUGAGAGAGAACAAAAGGAAAGCCUUAUUUAUCAUAGUGAAAGACUUGCGUUUGCUUUUGCCCUUUUGAGUAUAAGACCUGGAAGACCAAUCCGGAUUUUUAAGAACCUUCGUAUCUGUGGAGAUUGUCAUGAUGUUUUCAAGCUCAUCUCAAACAUCACAAAUGCAACAAUUGUUAUCCGUGAUGUUAGUCGUUUCCACCACUUUCAAAGUGGUUCUUGUUCUUGUCGAGAUUACUGGUGACCCCAUUACAGAGCAUCAUGUGUUAGCUGAGGCUGAAGCAAAGCAGCUUAUUCAUUAGAAAGAUCUUCAGAAAUUGAAGCCCAAGUUCAACCUUCUCUUUUAUGCUCUGGUAAAUGCUGGAGCCUCCUAAAGGAUGUAGUUUCUUAGAUGGUCUGGAGGUCCAUGCUAAAUCCUUAUCAAAAAGUUGUUGGAAGGCAGUGAUUGCUUCUGGCGCUCUACCCUUUGAGUCUUUGAUGUUUCUUUUCCUCAAAUGAGCAGCACUAUACAUACUUGAUGAGGGAUGAAACUGUCUCUUCAGGUCGGGUUCAAGCUUUUGGUGGGCACAUCAGAGAUAGUAAUAUUGAGCCUCAACCAAGAAACUCCUCUCUCCUAAAGCUGUUAGGUUCUACUCACUAAGGUCACACAGUUACGUGUGUAUUCUAAGAUUUUGGUCUGCAAUCUAUAUUGUUCGAUGCAGCCCACAGAUAGCAGCCGUGGGUCUUGGAACUCAAGGACGAAGGGAGAGAUGAUACAGUUGUGACAAUUCAUGAGCAGAAGGUAAGUUGGUUUUUGUCUUGCAUAUUCUCAUUAACUGAAUGCACCUUACAGUAUUUAAAGUCUAUUAGGAUGCAGUGAGGUUUUGCUUUGUUUCCUGGUUUUCUGAUCUUGCUUCAGUUACAUUGCUGAUGAGAAGUUUUCUAUGUCUGCAAUUGCUCGUCAUCUUGAAACUCUAUAUAUGUUGAAGCAGACAAAUAAACCCAUGUUAGAGAGGUUUGCAGAAGUAAAUAUUUGAAUGAUCCUUUUGGAGAUAAAAUAGUGUAAGGGCUAGAGUUCUUUUUACUAUACUAUACGGAUGACUAUUCAGUACUUCAGGUAGGCAUUGGGUAAUAUUGAGUUGCUUUAUCCAACAAAGCAGCCCAGGCGACAUGUCUUUUUGUUCUGUUGUUCUUUUAAUCUAAAUAUCCUGCCACUUGGACUGUCUCAGGGUGGAUGUGAUACAAUGGGAAGUGUUGCUAACUGCUUACUUGGUAUUUCAUUCACAGCUGAGGCCAGAUCAGUUGUAUCAGACUCUGAUAGGAGAUAUUGAAAGAGUCUAUGAGGCAUUUAAGGCAUUAGAAACUGCUGAGAGAACAAUAAGAGAGAGAUCCUGAAGUUUUAUUUCAUAUCAGCCUUGAAAAUGCUAAGUAGAGGAGGUUGAAUGCUGCCCUUUACCAUGCAAAGCAGAUACUGAAAUUGGAAGCUGUUCCAACGUGAAAGGGUGGCUCUUAUUGGCUUGAAUAUUAUCUGCUCAACAGAUAUAUAAGAAUGCCUAGACAGAUAUAAAUACUGCUCUGGAUCAGACUGGGAAUUGGGAUCAGGGAAACCUGUGGACUAAAGCUAAAUGCUGGUAAUACCUUUUUUCGAGGAAAAGUAACAGGGAUUCACUACCAGAUUGAGGAUUUGAUGGCACCGUCAACUAUUUCCUGAGUAAGUGUUUUUUAAGAUGCUAAGUGGUCUAAUUCUCCUGGUUUCUCUGUUUGUCUGAUACUACAGUGCAAUUGUUUUCUCCUUCACAUGGUCUCAUCUCACUCUGGAUU
This is a messenger RNA of Macadamia integrifolia, 4746 nucleotides long. Its product is annotated as pentatricopeptide repeat-containing protein At2g03880, mitochondrial-like. The record is from RefSeq and is a predicted model, not a curated record. Gene Ontology annotation, molecular function: zinc ion binding; protein binding; RNA binding. Gene Ontology annotation, biological process: RNA modification. The transcript has 7 exons. The coding region runs from base 50 to 3190 and encodes 1046 amino acids. Lineage: Eukaryota; Viridiplantae; Streptophyta; Magnoliopsida; Proteales; Proteaceae.